This is a messenger RNA of Closterium sp. Naga37s-1, 686 nucleotides long. The record is from the annotation of a GenBank genome assembly. Lineage: Eukaryota; Viridiplantae; Streptophyta; Zygnematophyceae; Desmidiales; Closteriaceae.
GGUACGACCUCGCAGGCAACACAUUGUCGUUUUUGGAAGGGCGCCGUUCUUUUGCGCGCAAGCCCUCCUCCCUCACCUUCGAGUCUGCCGCUGCUCUCCCUGUCGUCGGCCUCACUUCCCUGCAAGCCGUGAGGGACUGCGCCAGCCUUCCCCUCCCGGUAACCAAACCGGGUGCAGAUAGCAGUGGUAAAGGCGAGAGCACCAGCACAAGCAGGAGCGACAGCAGCAGGUGCAGCGCACGAUUCCUGGUGGCGAAUAUGUCAGGGGGAGUGGGGCAUCUGGCAGUGCAGCUGGCUAAGGCAGCAGGGGCACAAGUUUCUUCAUCUGCCAAUCCGCCUAUCUCUGGGCAGUAUUAUGUGGUGAUUGAUUGCUCGCCCACCAGCCUGGCAGUCUCUGCGGUGGGCAGGGUUCUCCGUCCCCAAGGGAGGUGGGCGCAUGUGGAGCUUCCGCUCUCUCUGCUCGCUCUGGGACUCUGGCGCCGCUUGGCUCUUCGCCCGAGGAAACUGCAUCCUGCUAUGAUGGCGAACAGGGAGGGUGAUCUGGAGGUGCUGGGGAGGAUGGCGGAGGAGGGGAAGGUGAGGGUGGUGGUGGAGAGUACUGUGGCGUUUGAAGAGGCGAGAGAGGCGUGGAGGAGGAGCAUGGGAGGGCAUGUGACGGGAAAGGUGGUGGUUAGGAGGAUGGAGUGA